This is a messenger RNA of Cornus florida, 1111 nucleotides long. RefSeq lists its product as uncharacterized. The record is from RefSeq and is a predicted model, not a curated record. Lineage: Eukaryota; Viridiplantae; Streptophyta; Magnoliopsida; Cornales; Cornaceae. The transcript is spliced from 7 exons. The coding region runs from base 111 to 899 and encodes 262 amino acids.
AUAGGCACAUUGUAUAUACGAAGAAUGAUAUUGGAUUGUUUCAUGUUCUAGAGUUUGAUCUCAGAGAUCCAGAAGGCCAUUUCUGUUAGAAUCUCUCGAAGAAAUCAGAAAUGGCCACCGAUGGCAAUACGAAGACGAAUCCUUCUCUCCUUCCUGAGAUCGGACCUGAUGGCCUCGCAAGAGAAGCCCCCGUCAUCGCCUAUACCGAGAAGAUAAUAGCGGAAGAGCAGGUUCAAUUAAGGAAAUAUAUUGAAGAAAACUAUUCUAAAAUUCGUGAUGUUGAACGAGAGCUAACAAAUCUUUCAAUGGAGAUGAAACUCACAGCUGGGCCAAAGAAGGCAGCACUUGAACAUAUGAGAAAGAAAAUAGAAAUGUCGACCGAGAGAAUUCGUGUUGCUAAGCUGAAGGAAGAACAAGCACAUAAGGCAUGGGAAGCGGCGUCAAAAGCUGUAAAGGAUGAGGAAGCAAUUAAGCAGAAGCUAUGUGAAGACUUGAGUAAUCUGGUUCAAGAGAGCAGUAGCACCCAAUUUGCUAGACUCGAGGAGUUAAAGAGGCGGUUAGAGGCUCUAAACCCAAGCAGAUCAUCUAACUCUGUCCCCGAUGAUAGAAAAUCGAUGGCACCUGCACUGAGUACCCCAACUCCUGAUGCUUCCUCAGUUCCUGGUACAUUAGAACCAGCCGGUGGAGUAGCUGAAAACAGUUCCAGCAAAGGAAAUGGUGGAAAUGUUUUAGUCUUGAAUGGCCAGAAUCAACAGCCAUCUGUUGAAGGUGAAGGGAAAGGAAAGAAGAAAAGUAUGAUCCAUGGGAGAGGAAAGGGAAUUGGAGCAGUACCUAAGGGUAGAGGGUCUUCUGCACCUGGCUGGACUGGGGCUGGAUUCGAUGUGGAUGGUAGAUCUUGAGCCAUUUCAGAAUCUCAUUUUUGUGCCAAAAUUGUGAUACGUAAGACUUCCGAUGCUCUUUUACUAGUUAUAUUGUUUUAGUUCUUUUUUUUUUUUCAUUAAUCUGUGAAUUGAUGUUUUCUUUCUCAUGUAUUAUUCCAAUUACCUACAGAUUGCUGAUAUAAAGUAUAUGGCAAUCUGACAUUCCUUAAAUCUCAGUGCUCUUGUAUACU